Messenger RNA from Hyaloscypha bicolor E, 2224 nucleotides. RefSeq lists its product as uncharacterized. The coding region runs from base 275 to 2083 and encodes 602 amino acids. The record is from RefSeq and is a predicted model, not a curated record. Lineage: Eukaryota; Fungi; Ascomycota; Leotiomycetes; Helotiales; Hyaloscyphaceae. The transcript has 3 exons.
AAUCUACAAUAUUCCCCAUAAGCCAAUUGCUGCUGCAGAGAAGGCUGAGGCCACUGAUCUAAAAGCAACAUAUCCUCUGCUUUCCUACGCAACAAAGUGGUGGCCUACUCACGCAUGCCAAAGCCUACCAUUGAAUGACCUAGGGUCAUCUAGAUACUCCGCUGAAUCUUAUGGGAUAUUCUUCAAAGCCUUGGCCGAGGCGGUAUGGAACAAGGAACUCUUGAGUUGCUGGAUAGAAACCUCCUAUACAUUCCAUAACGUGCCCUCUCUAAAUAUGGUGGGAAGCUACGUAGGCGCAUUUCAAAGAAAGUAUCCCGAAAUCUGGAAGCUACAAGUCGAGUCUGUAGUCAGCAGAUUGAAUCGCCUAUCACCAGAGCUGAGUCGACUGAAUGCGGACUGGUGUCAUAUUUUGCGGAAGGAGCCAAACGAGAUUUGGAUGCCUAGCAUCAACGCGGUUGGAAGAUUCGAUCUUUGGGCAAACAGUGGCACUGCGAAGAUGACUUUCUUAAACCCUAAGCAAGAUGAAGGUUCUAUACUGAUAACUUCCCAAGUGUCGGCCGAUGGUGGAAGUGUGGGCAUGUUUAAGAUAUGGACGUCAGCGUCAAAAUGCAUGAAAGGUGAGGCAUCGGCUGGCUCUGAAUACUGGAAAGUAGCAUACCAAAUAUGGUCGUUAAAGACGAUGUCUCAAACCGAAUGCAUCAGGUUUGAGAUUCCGCAAGAGCAGCUGCUGGAUCUAAACCUUCAGAAUCAAGACGACAAAUCACUGGAAUAUACCAAACAAACACGCACUCAUUUCCGCUUCCCGGUUGCUUUUUCCUCAUCCUUAUCUCUUCUGGUCGUUCACGGGAUUUUGCUCAAGAUCGCUCCGGCUUCAGUGCUGGAGAAAAUAGACGACCGAGGCCAUUUUCAGGUCCUGCCACCCCCUGGGUGUGAACACACCCUCGACAUGGAUGCUUUUACCAUGGCACGCCCGUUACAUACAGGACGAAAGCGAUUCUCUUUUACAAGGGGGUUCAAAAUCGUCCCCGCCGACCACAAAUGCCAUUCCUGGGCUCAAUACUUCAUAUCCCCGAAUGAGAAGUAUUUGAUACAAAUCAAUGGUAGUGGGCCACCAUCGACGGCUCAUACUAGGCGCUGGAUAGUAAGCGCGUACAGUGAUACGCAAUUCAAUAAUUGGGUACCAUCUUUUCGUCUUGUAGCAAGCGUGGGCAUUCAGUUCAGACGGUCGAGUACAAAGGAUAAAACGGUCGAGAGAUUUCUAUGGUUUCAUCCGUUUUUGCCGAUUAUUGCGGUUUGCAGGCUUGCUACGAUUUCGCUUUGGCACUUCAUGGAGAAAGAGCUCGUUACAGUUCACGAUACUCUGCUGGAUAACAUCUGCUGGUCUGUCUGUGGCAACUACCUUCAAGGAACCGAUCCUUCUUCCAACCAAAUGGUUUUCAUCGACUUGACCAAGCACCUACCACCACGGGCGAAACCCCUCGAAGCUCCCCAGGCGUCGUCUUUAACCACACCCACAACGGUGAUAGCUCCAAUAGUUAAUUCAAACCACGAGAGCAUGCAAAUUAUUACGAUUGGACAGAACAUCAGUUCAGAGAGUUCCACGUCUAGCGCUAUACAAUCCGCCGGUACACCCGUAUUCAGUGCCUCAGCAGCAGGACUUAGCUUCUCAGCCCUCAAUCAAAACUGUGAUGACUCGAGCGCCAUUAUCCUCCAUAACGUCGGUCCAGGGGGCGUAGUAACUAAUUCCAACCUCAUGCGCCUCCCCAAGUCAUCCACCCUAGAAAAGAGUUAUUCAACGCUAGUAAAUACGGGCGACAACGAGAACUUGCGAUUGGUGCUUAAUAUGGCAGCGCAAGAAACGUAUUCUGUGGAAGACAAGGCUGAUUUCAGCCUCCCAGCUAUAUUUGAUAGGAAGACUGAGAGCAUUUUGGCUGUAGAGGAGGAUUAUAGGAUUGGAAACAAGAGGUUGAAGGCUUUUUCUGGAGAGUCGGAGCAAUCGGAGCGGUUGGAGAUGUUGGUUGGCCAGAAGGCGAUAGAGGCGCCGGCGGAAGAUACCUUUAUGGCGGAUGCGGAUGAUCAAUAAUGUAUGAAAGCUUCAAUUUCGAAAGUACGAUGACAGGUUUUAGGUAUGAUUUCCUUAUGGUUUAUUUUUUGAAUUACAGGAUAGGCAACUAGAAAAUCGGUUCAACAUCCUAGGAUGUUACUUUUCAUAGUUGGGAUAGGG